This is a messenger RNA of Mirounga angustirostris (Northern elephant seal), 1660 nucleotides long. It is a transcript of the gene CRH, whose product is annotated as corticotropin releasing hormone. Gene Ontology annotation, biological process: negative regulation of glucagon secretion; positive regulation of cortisol secretion; negative regulation of epinephrine secretion. Gene Ontology annotation, cellular component: extracellular region. Gene Ontology annotation, molecular function: corticotropin-releasing hormone activity. Bases 11 to 601 code for a protein of 196 amino acids. The record is from RefSeq and is a predicted model, not a curated record. NCBI's taxonomy places the organism in Eukaryota, Metazoa, Chordata, Mammalia, Carnivora, Phocidae. The transcript has a single exon.
CGCCCCUAACAUGCGGCUGCCGCUGCUCUUGUCCGCGGGCGUCCUGCUGGUAGCUCUCCUGCCCUGCCCGCCAUGCAGGGCCCUCGUCAGCCGGGGGCCCAUCCCGGGCGCCCGGCAGGUCCCUCAGCACCCCCAGCCCCUGGAUUUCUUUCAGCUGCCGCCGCAGCCCCAGCAGCCGCAACAGCCGCAGGCUCGGCCCGUCCUGCUCCGCAUGGGGGAGGAAUAUUUCCUCCGCCUGGGUAACCUCAACAAGAGCCCCGCUGCGCCCCUCUUGCCCGCCUCUUCACCUGUCGCUGGCGGCAGCGGCAGCCGCCUUUCGCCGGACGAGGCGGCCGCCAACUUUUUCCGCGCGUUGCUGCAGCAGCUGCCGCUGCCCCGGCGCCCGCUCGACAGCCCCGCAGGUCCCGCCGAGCGCGGAGCAGAGAAUGCCCUUGGCAGCCGCCAAGAGACACCGGAGAGGGAGAGGCGAUCCGAGGAACCUCCCAUCUCGCUGGAUCUCACCUUCCACCUCCUCCGAGAAGUCUUGGAAAUGGCCAGGGCCGAACAGUUAGCGCAGCAAGCUCACAGCAACAGGAAACUGAUGGAGAUUAUUGGGAAAUAAAACGGUGCGUUUGGCCAAAAAGAUGCAGCAUUUAGCACAAAAAAAUUUAAAAAAAUUACACUAUUCCGUACCAUAGCGUUGCUCUGAUACCAUUUGUUUAUUUUUUAUAGCGUGAAGCCUAGACGAUAUACAGCAAGGGAGCCUAUACUUAAUUAGCAUGCACAAAGUGUAUUCACGUGCAGUAACAGCAACAAAAUGUUAUUUGUAUUGUCUACUUUUAGUUUUCAUUUCCAGGUGUCUUUAAUGGUGUUUAGAAAGUAUAGACCCAGAAGGAAAUGUUUUGAAGCAGACAGAAGUCACCCAAUUUAUUUUGUUGUGGUCUGAGCCAAAGAGAAUGUCAUUCUCUUGGGUGGGUGAAACAAAAUCUGUAAGCUCUUUGAAUCAACCUUUCCUUGUAAACGUUUCAGUAAUAAAACAUCUUUCCCAAUCCUUGGUCCAUUUGGUUGUGUAAAAGAAUGUUGGAUAUUUAUAUUUUUAAUAAAAGCUGCAAAGGUAAUCAGGACUUUAUUUUUCCUUUUCAAUGUUCAUAGGAGUAAAACUCUGAGCUCCUGGCUUCCUUCACCCUGACUUCAGCACAAGAGAAAACAAAACUCCUUGCAUUAAUUUCCUACUAAAAAUACAUGCAUACACCAGUGGCUUACACAGAUACUGCAAUUGCCUCUCUGUACCUCAGAUUACUCCUCUGAGGUGAGGUUAAAUAAUUUAGGAAGUUUCUUCCAGCUUUAAGACUUGAUAAUUCUAUGACUGGAAGAUCAAUUCAUAAUGGAAAUAAUAACUAACCCUGAUUAACUAUAAGAUGUUAAAUAAUUGUAGAGGGCGGGGAAAAAGGAAAGGCAAAGAGGAGAAGUGUUCACAGGGCAUUCCUCCAAACUACAGGGCCAACACUGCUUGUUUUUGUUUUUGUUUGUGGUAUGAGAAAGACUCACUUUAUCAAGCUACUACUUUGGUACCAUAAAAUACAGUUUUUCUAUGCUAUUUUCCAGUGCCUACUUCUUUUUUUUUUUUAUUAAAUUUUUAUUUAUUUAUUUGACAGAGAGAGAGAUAGCGAGAGCAGGAACA